UCUGUCAAUCGACUUCCGGUCAACUGUGAAAAAUUUUUUGCACAAAAAUGUCUGACUCCGACUCCGAUUCUUUCCACUCUUUCAAUGAUGAUGAUAAUGACUCGUUGUUCAGUUUAAGCUUAUCCGUUCUUUCGGAGCAAUCCUAUGUAAUAGAAACCUUCGAAGAGAAUUCUGCCGAGACUGUACAUUCUACGACCCUAGCGUCUAACAUAGACAGCUCUUUCGGUCCCGAGACGGAGAAGAAGGUUCCAUUUAAGCAUUCUCCCCUUCUCAACUUUUCAAAAACACUAAAAAAAUGUUUCGCCAAUAAUGUUAAGAAGCGAAAUGAGCCAGAGGUCCGCCCAAGCUUCAAAGACUCGCCUUUGCAAAAAUUAUCAUCCAAACUGCGAGUGUAUUUUGAUAAGAAAUAGACUCUUGGACGAAUACAUUUGAAAUGACACGAAAGCUUCAGAUUCUGAGGAAUAAAGGAGAGACCUUGAAACCCCAGCAGAGACCCAUCAUCCCGAUUAUAGCAGCAUGCCAUCCAUAAAACACCAGCAGAGACUCAUCAUCCCGAUCAUAGCAGCAUAAUUCA
This is a messenger RNA of Drosophila bipectinata, 574 nucleotides long. Lineage: Eukaryota; Metazoa; Arthropoda; Insecta; Diptera; Drosophilidae. The record is from RefSeq and is a predicted model, not a curated record.